Molecule: messenger RNA, 1432 nt
Organism: Andrographis paniculata
Lineage: Eukaryota; Viridiplantae; Streptophyta; Magnoliopsida; Lamiales; Acanthaceae
Product: secretory carrier-associated membrane protein 3-like
Exons: 13
Coding region: 201-1133 (310 amino acids)
Biological process (GO): protein transport
Cellular component (GO): recycling endosome membrane; trans-Golgi network membrane
Source: RefSeq, a predicted model, not a curated record
UUUUGGCGCACCGUGGACCGUCCGCAUACGAGUUUUCUUUCCCCCGUUUUCUUCUCUCUUUGUACGAAUCCAAAACCUCUGUCUAGGACGCCUUCGCUCUUAAGCUUCCACGCUCCGUCCUUUACCUCUUCUUCUGUUGCGCUGUUUGGAUCACCGGACAUCGGUUCAAUUGAAGUGAGAAGGAGUCUUCAAGUAAGGAGAUGGCCGGCCGUUACGAUCGCAAUCCUUUUGAUGAAGAAGAUGAAGUUAACCCGUUCUCUGAUGGAGGGGCUAGAGGAAAAACAUCUGGACAAUCAAAUUUUGGUGGUGGCGCAUUUUAUACGACUGCAACUGGAAGUGUUCCUCCAGCUGCAAACUCAAGACUUUCUCCUCUUCCACCAGAGCCUGCUGAUUUUUACAACCCUACAGCUUCAGUUGACAUUCCUCUAGACAGUACUUCAGAUUUGAAAAAGAAGGAAAGAGAUCUGCAGGCUAAGGAGGCUGAAUUGAAAAGGAGGGAACAGGAAGUACGGAGAAAGGAAGAGGCUGCUGCACGAGCUGGUAUUGUUCUCGAGGAGAAGAAUUGGCCUCCAUUUUUCCCACUUAUUCAUCACGAUAUUGCAAAUGAAAUACCAAUUCACCUGCAGAAGAUCCAGUAUGUUGCAUUUACAACGUUUUUGGGACUUUCUUUUGCCCUUCUUUGGAAUGUUGUUGCUGUGACUACUGCAUGGAUUAAACAGGGAGAUGCAAAGAUCUGGUUUCUUGCAAUUAUCUACUUCAUCUCAGGGGUGCCAGGAGCCUAUGUGUUAUGGUAUCGUCCUCUCUACCGUGCUUUCAGGACUGAGCGUGCUAUGACGUUUGGGUGGUUUUUCCUGUUUUACUUGCUUCACAUCGGCUUCUGUAUCUUUGCCGCAGUUGCACCUCCUGUGGUUUUCAGGGGAAAGUCUCUAACAGGCAUACUUCCUGCUGUGGAUCUCAUAGGCAAACACAUACUUGUCGGGAUUUUCUACUUCAUUGGGUUUGGACUAUUCUGCAUCGAAACAAUGCUCAGCAUUUGGGUUAUACAGCAAGUGUACAUGUACUUCCGAGGCAGUGGCAAGGCAGCGGAGAUGAAACGCGAGGCUGCCCGGGGUGCCCUUCGAGCAGCCGUUUAAUGUAUUGUAAGUGCCCAAACGUAAGCAAAAUUUACUUGGAUGUGAGAUUAUAUGAUGAAUUGGUUGUCUGUUACAUGUAAAGCAUAUUUAGUUUCACGUAUUUUUUUCUUCCCUUCGGUGAAAAGUUGAUUCUAACUGUUUUAUUUUUCUGAAAUAGCCUUUAGAGAGAGAGAGAGAAUAGAGUAUAUGAUCAACUAUGGAGUUGUUAUAUGUGUUUGUAAAUUUUUAUCUUCAGCAUACGGCCUUCUCCUAUGUUUUGUAAGAUAUGUAAUUCAAUAUUUGCUUCUGUGAUUUUAAAA